Messenger RNA from Zophobas morio, 4331 nucleotides. RefSeq names its product roquin-1 (gene roq). Gene Ontology annotation, molecular function: mRNA binding; ubiquitin protein ligase activity; double-stranded RNA binding. The coding region runs from base 262 to 3003 and encodes 913 amino acids. The record is from RefSeq and is a predicted model, not a curated record. Gene Ontology annotation, cellular component: cytoplasmic stress granule. Gene Ontology annotation, biological process: protein polyubiquitination; nuclear-transcribed mRNA catabolic process, deadenylation-dependent decay; ubiquitin-dependent protein catabolic process. The transcript has 10 exons. NCBI's taxonomy places the organism in Eukaryota, Metazoa, Arthropoda, Insecta, Coleoptera, Tenebrionidae.
AAAAUAAAUAAAAACCGAAAAUCUCUCCAUUUUCUCCGAAAUUUCCAUUGUUUUGGCCAAAAUCCACGAAAUCCCCCCGAUUAAGCCACCCAAUCGCCGCCAACAGUGCGCAACACGUAUUAUGGAAAAUGAUCGGUAUGUCUAGUGCGCAGAGUGCGAUCACCUUCUCAUUGACGUAUGACGUUCGAGAAGAUUUCACAACAUUGUUGUGAUGUCUGGUGGUGCUUCAUGAUGUGAUGUUCUCUUGUAGAUUAAGUAAGAAUGCCAAUUCAGGCUCCACAGUGGACGGAGUUCCUGUCUUGUCCCGUUUGCUGCAAUGCAUUUGACGUCGCCCACCGGAGCCCCAUCAGCCUGGGCUGCGGGCACACGGUGUGCAAGACCUGCCUGUCCAACCUGCACCGGAAGCAGUGCCCCUUCGACCAGACCACCAUCAGCAUCGACAUUGAGAGUCUGCCGGUGAACACGGCGCUGCUGCAGCUGGUGGGGCCCCUGAUCAAGAAGGAUGACGACGCGGUGGACCAGAAGAUCGUGUCGAGGGACAACGUGGCGUACUACCAGGACUCGAGGAAGUGCGUCGAGGAGCUGGCGAUGUACCUGAAGCCCCAUCCGAACGGGAACGUGUGCGGGAGCGGGAGCAUUCUGUCGAGGCCGAUGCAGCGGAAGCUGGUGACGCUGAUCAACUGCCAGCUGGUGGAGGAUGAGGGCAGGACGAGGGCGAUGAGGGCGGCAAGGUCGCUGGGGGAGCGGACGGUGACGGAGCUGAUUUUGCAGCACCAGAACCCGCAGCAGCUCUCGGCGAACCUGUGGGCGGCGGUGAGGGCCAGGGGGUGCCAGUUUCUGGGACCAGCCAUGCAGGAAGAGGUGUUAAAACUAGUCCUUCUAGCCCUGGAAGACGGCUCGGCCCUGUCGAGGAAGGUCCUGGUGAUGUUCGUCGUCCAGCGCCUGGAACCCCACUUUCCGCAAGCCUCGAAGACUAGCAUAGGUCACGUGGUCCAACUCCUCUACAGGGCGUCAUGUUUUAAAGUAUCGAAACGCGAAGGAGACUCCUCCCUGAUGCAACUCAAGGAAGAAUUCCGCACUUACGAAGCCUUACGUCGCGAGCACGACGCCCAAAUCGUCCAAAUUGCAACCGAAGCGGGUCUCAGGAUCGCCCCAGACCAAUGGUCGGCGCUGCUCUACGGGGACACCGCCCACAAGUCCCACAUGCAGAGCAUCAUCGACAAGCUGCAAACUCCUCAGUCUUUUGCUCAAUCGGUCCAGGAGCUGGUCAUCGCCCUGCAGAGGACCGGGGAUCCGGGGAAGUUGUCCGUUUUGAGGACGCCGCUGGAGCUCCUGGCGGGGAUCGACCCGAGUCCUGAAUCAUCUACGCCAACUUGGAAAGAGUGUAGCGAGGCCCUGGAGGCGGUCCGCCUAGUAGUAGCAGGCCUAGUAGAAUUCAUCCAUCAGCAUGGAAGUAGAAAAUUACAAGACACUACCCAUUCCCAACACGCCAAAUAUAAAAUUAGUAUGUGCCGAGAUUUAACGUUGAGGGGGAACUGUCCGAGGGGCACUAAUUGCACGUUUGCGCAUUCUAAUGAAGAACUAGAAAAAUACCGCGCCAAGAACCGCAAGACCAUCAUCCGCAACAAAGAGCACCGAAUCGACAGCCAAUCCCCCACCGAGAAAGUCUACCCCCAAACCGAAGACUACUACUCCAUGCCGAACACCGCCACCGUCAGUCCCGUUCCCAUCCCGGCCGUCGUCCAAAUCCAGCGAAUCGGCUACGACGUGGCCUUCAACCACAACCUGCCUCCGUACGCCCCCCAGCCCAUGUACGCCCAAACCGGCACACCCUACUCGCACGAAGUCUACUCCACAGCGCCGCCCAACAUCGUCCUGACCAACAACGACCAGUUCUACCCCCAGCAGACCGACUACACGAACAUCGGCCACCAGAGCAACCAAAACGCGGAUAAGAGGACCAACUGGGACAACGUGAUCAGCAAGAACCAGAACGUGAUGCCGAGCACCAAGCGGUCGUCGACGAAGAGCCUCGCGGAGCUGCACCAGAGGAAGCAGGAGGUGCUGUCGCAGCUGGAGAAGGUGGUGGGGAAGAACGCGGCGACGGCGAUUUCGCAUAACGCGACGAGCAUGGCGAGGCAGGAGUCGCAGCACGACCUUGAUAGCCCCACGUCGCCGUACACCUUCUGGACGGGGCACGUCAACAGCGGGCCGACGUUCGUGAGGUCGGAUUCGAUUCUGGCCGCUGAUGACGACUACGUGCCGUACGAUUCGCCAGCGAUUAGUAAAUAUGGGCCAAUUUCGAGGAUGCAUAAGGAUAAUGGGCAGGUGUCGUCGUUUAGGGACGGGAAUAUGUCAUCGCCUUUGGUAAGUUAUAGUGAUCUAAACUAUCUCCAACCUUCCAAACUUGUGAGAUGUGGCUUCAGUGUAACGCUUCUACAAGAACUCCUAUCCAAGAUGCGCCGACCCCUCGCAUCCGCCAGUCCGGUCACCUCUUUGUACUACAACAACAAUCCGCCGCCAUUCCACCAAGGGUCAAUACCACCGGGACACGCCAUCGUUGGACAUCCUGGUAGCGGAUUGGGAUCUCCCCAACUGAUUUACCACCAGAGGAUGCAAGACCCCUCCAAGGAGCUCCUGGCCGAGUCGCAGCGCGUCAAGCUGCAACUAUGCAACUUGGAGAAGCAACUCAACGACCUAAAGCUGGCGACACAGGGCGUGACGACCUUGAGCGAACGCGACAGACUGACCCAGGAACUGCAACUCAUUGAGCAAGGGAUCCAGGAGAAGCAGAAGGAAGCCUGCCUGAAUAAAAUCGUGCACUCGUGGAACCAAGCCAUGGGCAACUACAACAACGCCAACGUGGCGAAUUUGGAGACGUCGGAGGAGGCGAUGUACGAGGCCGACAUUGCGAACGACAUGCGCCAGUUAGAGAUUCGUCUCCAGGAAGAGAUCGAAGAGCAAGAGAAGAUAUGGAGCAGUGAAGAGGACUCCAACCAGUAAAUUAAACCCAAUGGGUUCAGUUCUUCUUUUAUUUCAUGACAUGUUUUCGUGUGGGCAUCAAAGUCUGAUUGCUAUUUUGAAUCAUAAAUGUAGGAAUACGGUCUAUGCAUUUUCUUUCCUAAGGUGAUUUUCUAGCAUUUUUUUAAGACGUGUGAUUCAAAAUAUUUGAUACUUUCAGACUGUUUUAUUCACAUUAAAUACAAUAGGUGCAUUUCACAUUUACUGAAUUCGAUGAGUAGUUGUUCCAGUUUUAUUGGAAAACAGCGUGGCGUCUUUAUCACUCGCUCCAGAGAAUGAUUAGCUGAAAUGUUAUCUAUCUUUAAUCAUACUGUGUGUGAUCGGUAUAUCAAUGUUAUGAGUUGAUAUAUUUUAAUUUAGUGUGCAUUUGUUUGAAAAUGCAACUGACUAAGAAGUUAUGAUGCUUAAAUUUAAUUAUAUAGUCUAAUUUAUUAAGCUUUAUAAAUGGUGUGUUACUGUGUUACAAAGAAAUUAUAAAAAAUGUGUUUAAGUCGUUCUAGCUAAAGCAUUCAGGUCUUAAUAUCUUUGUAAUAUACGUAAACCAACAUACAUGUAUAAUGUAAUUUGAUGUAUGCAUCCAAGGAUUAUUUAGAGCUGUCAUUUUAUUGUAAUAUCAAGUCAUUGCAGUUUCGUCCCGUCGCGGAAUCUAUCGUGGAAAUACCAAGCAAUUUCAGCGCCUUAUUUAGUUUUAUUACGGACGGUCCUGUCGUAAUUAUCUUAGCGACUAAAAGAUAAUUAUAAAAUCGGUUGUUGAUUUUCGCAUUCAAAAUGUCAAGUUGUUAAAUUUCGAUGACUUAUUGCGUUUUUGAAAUAAAAUGAGUCUGUAUUAGAAACUGAGCAUCGAACUAUUUUUUAUAAAUGUAGAAAUGCCAAAGUAAUUUUUUCCAACUUACUAAUAAUAAAACCUGAUGAUGUACUGGAUGGCUCGAUUAUAUAAUUAUUUAUACAAGUGUUACGUAAUCACGUGCUUUGUUAUUUCAAUUUUAGCUUGUCUACGACUUUCGCUUUGACAGCUCUGCGGUUUCGAUUUAUUGUAUAAUUGUAAAAUUCUUUGCUGAAGCAAGUUUGCAAUAUUAGCCUAGGCUGUGUAACAUUGUUUUUUUCGUGAUUGUAUUUAACGUUGUUUACGUUUGCCCUAUAGUCAAGUUUUAUUUAUUGAGUCAUCUGGCAUUCAUUUUUAUAUUAGGUCAUGUUGCACAUGUGAUUAAUAUUUAACUAUUUAUACUGAUUACAUUAAUCACGUAUGUAUAUUUGGGUGGAAGUAUAUAAAUUAUACCAAUAUUUAAAUAAAUUAUUAUUACCUAUCGUGA